Messenger RNA from Letharia columbiana, 2085 nucleotides. RefSeq lists its product as uncharacterized. Lineage: Eukaryota; Fungi; Ascomycota; Lecanoromycetes; Lecanorales; Parmeliaceae. The record is from RefSeq and is a predicted model, not a curated record. Gene Ontology annotation, biological process: regulation of transcription by RNA polymerase II. Gene Ontology annotation, molecular function: transcription coactivator activity. The transcript has 3 exons. Bases 1 to 2085 code for a protein of 694 amino acids. Gene Ontology annotation, cellular component: SAGA complex.
AUGCCUCCACUGGUAGGGAAGAGCAAAUCCAAGGGUCGCGAGGGGAGACAGUCUCGCAGCCGCAAUUCUACUCCAACUUCCUCGGCCAGCGGAUCCAUAGCGCCAUUACAUACAGCCUUUCUUGAUAUUCUUAUUGGGAAUCUCAUGGUGCCCUCAAAUAUCAGCUACGAUGAUAUACUCGAGCGCCAUGGAGGCGCUGGAGGCAUACCAGAUCCAAGCCACCUGACAAUUAUGGCCAAGGACUUGAAACAGUUGAGCGACUUGGCAUCUGCACGAAGCGAUACUUGCAACGCUGGCAUGCGUGCACUGUCCGAGAAAAGAAAAGAAGCCUUAGACGAGGAAAGGCAGGUGGAACAAGAGGCUCGCGCGCGCGAAGCAGAAGAGAGGGAAACAUUAAAGACGCUGAAGAAAGAAGCCGAAGAGGAAGAUGACGAGAUUAGAGGAAGAAAGGGCGGGAAGGUGAAGAAAAAGAAAGAACGAAGUAGUGUCAGGGAAGAACGACCUUUGGCCCAUGGGGCACAUGGUCUGGCAAGGCAAGAUGGGCUGGACCUGCCACUCAAAGCUUCGCCCAGCCAGGCUCCCAAGGACACGCCGUCACCUCGAAAGAGAAAACUCGAUGCAGUGUGCGGAAGCUCGUCAUCUUUAUCGGAAGCUUCACCGCUUGCAUCACCAUUGACCGCUCCUCCGCCUUUAAAUCCAGAAUCUGCCCGACCAUCCCCAUCGCCCAGUACCUCCUCUGAUGGUGUACAUCAGCCUCCACCGGCAGCAAGCAUAGCACAAUAUCAGACCUUUGGGCCCAACCCCCUCACGUUUGAUGAUCCUACUGUCUACGAAAUCCGACCCAUCACAGAUGGCAUGACCGACGAAGAAAAGAAAGAAAUCUACUGCGUCGCUUCAUUCCCCCAUGAUGAUCUCCAUGAACUUAUAGCUGUCCCUCGAGGAGGCAUGGACAAGGACUUCAGCAAUGCAGUCAAACCAAAUAAUCAAGUUGCUGCUCAUACUUUUUCAGCUUAUCUUGACAACUAUUUGAGACCUUUGAAAGAGGAGGACAUUGGUUUUCUAAAUGAGCGAGGUGAUCGGGUGACUCUAUUCGCCAUGCCUCGCAGAGGCAAGCGUCAUUACACCGAUGUCUGGGCUGAGGAAGACGGCUCCAUGUCGCGGGACACCCCAGAACAAGACAGACUGCCACCCAAUCAGCCUCGCGGCUCCCUUGAUCAAAUGGACGAUGAGCUUGCGGAAACAGAUCAGAUAUCUGGCGGUCCGUUACUCAACCGCCUUCUCUCCACCAUGCGUUUCGAGCAUCGUACACCACCAACAGAGGAGAAGUCACAGCUAAAUGGCCUUCCCAACGGUAUCGGAGAAUCCUCCCUUACCAAUGGCGACCUCCCUAAUGGCACCAGUCACGACUCGGCACCUACCGAAGAGUCCAACAAUAAAUCUCAGACCUUCCCGGCCGCCACCGCCCUCCCGUCAUUCGACCGUCCCCCAACCAACGCCCAGAAUCUCUCACACGCCCAAAUCGACGAACGUCUUAAAGCCGAAUUACGCCACAUCGGCUUCCUUUCCCCAGACGACGAGCCAGACUAUGACGCUCAUUGCGAUGACGAGAUCGCAGAGCGCUUGCGUUAUCUGCAGGAGAAAUUGAGAGAAGUGAGCGUCGUCAACGGAGCAAGAAAACAGAGAGUCUUAGAGCUGGCUCAGGAACAAAUGGCUUAUCAAGAGUUUGCAACCAUCCUCGAGGAUCUCGAUGGCCAAGUACAACAAGCGUAUCUGAAACGUACGCGCACGUUAGGCAAAACGAAGAAGAACACCAAGAGGCCCGGAGGUGCGGGUGGUGGCAGUCAUCCUAUACAAGGCGGUGUCUCGACUGCCAAUGGUGCUGUGGGUGGAAUCAGCAAACCGGGCAUUGGUGAUGUAGCGAGGCAAUUGAUGAAUCGGAGGGCGAAAUGGGAGGCGCAAAUCGGGCCUGUAUUUCCACCUGAUAUUAGGAGAGUCAGGGGACCUGGGGAGGGGAUCUUUACAGACGCGGUCAUGGAACCAUUGAUGAGGCAGGAGAGGGAGAGGUGGGAGGAAGGUGAGGAGUAG